AUGUCUGCUUAUCGUGGAAUGCCUAUGGCUGGACCAGGUGGUAUGCAGUAUCAUCCUAAUGUCCAGCCUAUUCCCCUGCAACCAGUGCCUUUGCAGCGUUUGCCUAUGCAACCGCCUGGUUCAGGUCCUAUUCAGCAAUCACGCCCCCAACCUCAAUCUCAGACUCAGAUUCAGCCACACACCCAGUCUCAGAUCCGAGUUGAGGAUAUAGACGCGUUUGAGAGCGAGAUUGAGUACUUGAAGGAACAACUUGAGCAUUCCGAGCUCCAGAGAGAGUGUAUCCAGAACAAACUCAAUACUGCACGAGCCCAGGAGCGUCACGACCACGAGAUGAUUGAAGGGUUGCAGGCUCGUAUCAAAGAGCUGGAGGAAAUGCUUCAAAGACAUGGUAUCGAGGAAGACAACAAAUCAUCCUCUAUGGCACUGGUUCCUGCGAGCUCUUGUGAUACUGAAGGGUAUACUGGCCCUGGGUCUGGUAACCGAAACGGGUCGAGCUUACGGAGAAUGUCGAUGCAAGAGCAUCCUGAACUUUCUCCAACUACUCGAUACCAAAAUGUCUUUGGGCAGCCACCGCCGCGUUUCAAUCUACCAGCAGCAGCAUCUACUACCGCAAACGCUAGACCAAAUGGUACUCAGGCUGGUGUAGGUUCCCAGUCUCACUUUGCCUCGACGAACUCGAACGUCAACUCAGCUACGGGGACGGGCACAGGAGCAACAAGCGAAUCCCGAGGUAUGUCAUCUUCGCCUGAGGAGCAGGUCGCCUCCUUCGUCUCGAUGGUGAACAUGCAACCUCAGCAAGCUAUCCACAUUCGAGAUCCAGCGUAUACUAGCAGUGACUUCUCAAACCGGCUGGUCGGCUUGUGGACGGCAUCUAAAUGCUUCGCAAUGAAGUAUACCAAUACUGCCUUCAUGUAUGAUGAGAAGAAAGUGAGUGAGGAGCUGCGUUCGUUCUUGAACCAUGCAUCGAACAAUGCAACCGAGUUGCUGAGCAAUGUAUCCACCCGAUUCUUGAUGGUCUCCAAAAUCAUCAACUGGUUCAUCACGAAAACAGUGCUGAAGACAACUGUUGUCAGCGGCUUCGAUCCGGCCGUUGAUUCGGAGAUUAAACAGAUGGUUACCCACGUCAAUCCGGGCACACCGUGUACGGUAAAGAAUGCUAUGAUCCAGGGUAUCGGAAAUCACAUACUUCUCCUCCGCAACCGCCCGUUGUUCGACAACUUCUUCAACAAACGUACUCACGAGAACACUCAGAAGUUGUUUGAGUUGUUGACCCCAUUAAUCUUUUCUCGCGAUCAGAAUGUGUGGUGUGAUCUCGUCGAACUCAUGAUUGACGCACACAGCCUCGCCUUGAUCAUGUAUUCCGGCCCAUACGAGUUCAAAUUUAUGCAUCCGUUGAGCCACCACAACUUCGAUCCGACGUACAUGACAGACCACAACGCCGGAACGGAUGAGGACUGGGCGAUGCAGCAGGCAAAACGAAAGUAUACCGUGAAGCUCGCCAUCACGCCAGUUCCAUUGUUCAAGAACGUGGUCCUCCACCCUUAUGCGGCCGUCCAGGUCCUGCAUCUUGGAGACAUGCUGUUGGGUCCGGAGCUCGGCCGCGAGUAG
This is a messenger RNA of Nannizzia gypsea CBS 118893, 1608 nucleotides long. RefSeq lists its product as hypothetical. Bases 1 to 1608 code for a protein of 535 amino acids. The transcript has 2 exons. Lineage: Eukaryota; Fungi; Ascomycota; Eurotiomycetes; Onygenales; Arthrodermataceae. The record is from RefSeq and is a predicted model, not a curated record.